Messenger RNA from Rubroshorea leprosula, 1154 nucleotides. Lineage: Eukaryota; Viridiplantae; Streptophyta; Magnoliopsida; Malvales; Dipterocarpaceae. The record is from the annotation of a GenBank genome assembly.
UAAAUAAUAUAAAAUUUAUUUUUUAAUAUUUUAAAUGACGUAACAUAAAUUACGUUAUUAAUCUCAAAUUUUAAUCUCAUUUAUCAUUAUUCUUUUCCCUUUCCCUCAAAAUCUCUUUCUCCCACUCAUUUAGAUAUGCACUACUCUCUAAAAUUAACAAAAUUAUAUAAAAACUACGGUCAAAUAAAGCUUAAGGAAACUUUUCCCACCCCAUUUCCUCUAAUUUUUAUCCUUCGUGGGCGAAAAAAAUAAAAAAGAAAAAAAGAAGAAUCAGUGGGAAUUGGGAGGGGCAGUGUGGAGGAUAAAAAGGAAGGUGAGAAUGACAAUUAAAUUGACAAUUAAAUUGGAAAAAAGAAAAAAUUCUUCCUCAAAGCUCAAUUAAAGCAGAACGGUAAAAAACUAAUCACUACUGCAAUUCAUGCAAUACACUAUCAAUCCCUCCUAUAUAAACAGCCAGUUCUUCUCAUCCACAUUCAUCUUCUUACUCUGUGGUCAAGAAAAAAAAUAAGAAACAAUAUGUUGAGGGAUUACCUGCUGUGCUUGGCCAUGAUUCUGUUGCAAGUAGCCUACGCUGUAAUGAACAUCAUCUCUAAACUGGCCAUGGAAUCUGGCAUGAAACCUCUUAUCCUCCUCGCUUACAGUCAAAUCUUCUCCGUCACAGUCAUCACGGCCGUUGCUUUUUUCAAGGAGCGGUGGUAAUCUACUCAAGAAAAGAACUUUCUUUUUUCAUCUUUUUUUGAGUCUUUUUAGUCGUACAUCUAAUUGAAGCAAAUGGUUUCUUUCUCUUUUUUUCUUUUUUUUUCUCUCUGAUUAUCUUUGCUAUGGGUCUGUUUGGUUUCUUAGAAAAUGCUGGAAAGAGUUGUCUUUUUUAAUGAAUUUAAGGAAAUAAGAAAAAGUGAGUUCAGCCUGCGGAUGCCUAGAAAAUUGUUUUCUUACGAGGAAACUCUGUUUUUGCACAAUUAGAAGUAGUAUCUUAACUCAUUUUUUCUGGUUAUUUGAGCAGUAAAAGACCAAGGAUCACAGUGCUGUUCCAGUUGUUCUUGUGUUCAAUUACGUAAGUGUGGUGAUUUGGACUUUUGGGUUUAGUUUAUGAAUUUCCUUUAAAAUUGCUAUGAAUGCUGAAAUAUACAAGGAAAUUAACAUUAAUGGUAUGU